This is a messenger RNA of Dentiscutata erythropus, 439 nucleotides long. The record is from the annotation of a GenBank genome assembly. Lineage: Eukaryota; Fungi; Glomeromycota; Glomeromycetes; Diversisporales; Gigasporaceae.
AUGAAGAAUUUUAUUUUUGUGUUCAGUUUAUUUGCAAUUUUUCUUACUGUAAAUGCAGUUCCAUUUAAACUUAAUAAAAGAGCUACCAGCUUCAACGCUUGUCCUCCACAAAGUGGUGUUACUUUUGACCCACUUACUGUAACAAUAUCACCUGACCCUCCUGUUGAAGGUCAAUCCAUUAAAUUUGAUGUGAACGGAACAUUAACAACACAUGAUAUCACCGCAGAAAAAACUGUUCUUGCAGCUGUUUUUGCAAGUUUAGAUAAAACACCUAUAAGUAAUUCCUCUCAACCAUUCGACAAGUCAUUUCCACAUGGAACCCCAUUUUCGAAAACUUUAUCGGAUGUUUCUCCUGCUGAUUUACCUAAUCCAUAUGCUAUUGUAGUUAUUGUUGGAGAUCCAACCGGUGAUCCAGAGAAUCCAGUAACUGUUUAUGGCU